This is a messenger RNA of Sycon ciliatum, 2181 nucleotides long. RefSeq names its product heterogeneous nuclear ribonucleoprotein K-like. Gene Ontology annotation, molecular function: mRNA binding. Lineage: Eukaryota; Metazoa; Porifera; Calcarea; Leucosolenida; Sycettidae. Gene Ontology annotation, cellular component: nucleus; cytoplasm. Gene Ontology annotation, biological process: regulation of transcription by RNA polymerase II; regulation of mRNA splicing, via spliceosome. The record is from RefSeq and is a predicted model, not a curated record. The coding region runs from base 130 to 1278 and encodes 382 amino acids. The transcript is spliced from 15 exons.
ACGGCAAAAAAGUGAGCCUUUUCUCAGCCAAGCUUGCAAGGUCGCUUUUUUGCAUUGCUGUUCGUGAAGGAAGUAACUUCUUUCUCAUUCCUCCAUCCGUUUUUAGUCAGGCUCCACACGUGAUAGAAUAUGUCUGAGAAGAGGCCAAGCGGAGCUGAUGCGGAUACGGAUUAUCCCGCCGCAAAGCGAGAAAGACUCGAGUCGGGUGCGAGUCGAUUUGGUGGAGCCGAGAUUUCUCUACGAUGUCUUAUCCCAGCUGAGGACGCCGGAGCCGUUAUAGGCAAGGGCGGCAGUGUGAUCAAGCACAUGAGAACGUUAGCCUCAAGUGUUCUCCUACCAGACUCCAAUGGGGCCCCCGACCGCGUUCUGACCGUUAUCGCCCCGUCCAACGAGCAGAUUCUGGACGUGCUGAAGUGUGUUCUUCCUCAGCUUGGACAGUCUGCUCGGGCUGAUCCCAAUAUGUCAGCUACGUUCCGGCCAACUCUUCGUGUGCUGCUCAUUCAAGAUCAAGUUGGAGGCAUCAUUGGCCGGGGUGGUGAACGCAUCAAUCAGCUUCGGCAGUCAACAAACACAACAAUUAAAGUGAACCCCGACCCGAUGCCCAACUCCACAGAGCGCCUGGCAGCCGUCACCGGUCAGGAUGAGGACAUUAUACAUUGUAUAACACGGAUCAUGGAAUUCAUUGCCGAGAACCCAUCGAACCAGGCUCAUCCGCUGCUAUUCGACCCAGCCGUGUCGUAUCAAGACCAGGGUUGGACUGGCCGAGGUGGCCGCGGUGGCAGUCGAGGAGGUAGAGGAGGCCGUGGCGGCGGUGGUGCAGGCAGAGGCGUUGGCAUUGGCCGUGGUGGCAGUUCCAUGGGUCGCGGUGGCGCUGGCGCUGCACGGCCUACGUUCACUCCCGCUCAAGCCUUCUCACCUCUUGGUGGAACCGCACCUGCUCCUACUGCAGGCGCCCCGUGGCAAACUGGACCGGUCAAUCCUCUGCCUGGAGCUCCGUACGGCGCGCCUCAGCAAGUGGCCGGAAUGGACCAUACGAUAGUCACGGAACAGGUCACCAUUCCAGAUCAGCUAGCUGGAGCUAUCAUUGGACCGAGAGGAAGCCGAGUUUUGAAAGUCAGGGAACAAAGUCAGUGCCAGAUCAAGAUUGAAGAGGCUAAGCCUGAUCGUAGUGAUCGUGUCAUCACCAUUGUCGGUACCCAUCCUAACGUACAGUAUGCGCAGGAACUGCUGCAGGAGAAUGUACGUAACUACUCCAACUACGGUGGUGCCCCCCAAUGAUCCCAUGGCCUCGACAAGCAUCAGAAUCAUCCCAACCAUCAUCAUCAUCAUCAGCAGCAGCAUCAUGCCAGGAUACUGCCAGCUGUACCAGCGUUACUGCUGCUUGUGCUCCUGCUGCCAGUAUCCAUCUUCUUUGCUCUAUGGACAGCAGUCAGUGGCUUUUCCUCUUCCCAGCUGUGUUCAACGUUGUCUUGAAUCCGGGAUUUGUUGUGUGCUGUGUGCAUGUGCCUGAUUCGUCAUCUUCAGCAUUGUUGUGUGUCUCUGCCUCUAGUGUAGGUCAGCAGCCUACGUGUGUUUGGUGCCAUUGGCUGCUUCGAGUGGCCCCUCUGGACAUGCCUGUGCUUGACUGAUAUGAUGUACAUGUAGUUGACUCAAUUCACUGCACGGUGCUCUCUCCUUGCAUCGUUCAGGCUUUUACGACUUAUCGUCCUUAGUCAGUCCUCGUGUGCUCUCUCUCUCUCUCUCUCUCUCUCUCUCUCUCUCUCUCUCUCUCUCUCUCUCUCUCUCUCUCUCUCUCUCGGCUAUUGUGCCACGAUGUGCUGGUGCUGCGUGAACCCACUCUCUGAUUAGGUGUGCGUGUGUGUGUGUGUGUAAGUGUGUGUGUGUGUGUGUGUGUGUGUGUGUUAGUGUGUGCGUGUGUGCUGCACAUAACCAUGGUCUUGUUUGUCAUUGUUCAGUUUUAGUAUGUACAGAGAAAUUACUCAUUGUUCCUGAUUGUGUUCUUUUCUUUUCUGCCAUGUGCCGAUUUACAAAUAUCUAGUAGCAUGCUCACUGGGUGUUGUUUUCCAAUCUUUGCCGAAUUUGGCGUGCUUAUCUGUCACAUGUGCUCAUCUCUGUGUGAUGCUUACAAGUGCAAGUUCAAUUAAUUUAGUGUGACCAGUUAAAUGUAGUUAGUACUAGUUA